ACGUCCGUGUUGGAUGCAUGAAAACACACAGAAGCACGUUUCUACGCUUUGAUCCAACUGGCUGCAGGAUCCACAGCUGGAUGAAAUCGACCGUGAUCCGGAAAGCCUCCCAUCUGCUCACAUGUGCCACGUGGCGGGACAGAACCCACACGACUUGCUCUGAUCCAGCUUUGUCUCCAAAAGGCCGACCGUUUCACAGUCGAUCCGCGUCGAGGGUCCAGUUCGCAUGAACACGGUUCAGUGAAAGGUGGGACGUUUGUGGAAGCAAACCUCCACAAACCACUGGAAAAGAAAUGAGUGGACGGGUUUCUGUAGGAAAGGACUCUACGGCCGAACCACUGGUGUCAUCAGAACCAUUUGUCCUUGAGACGGAACCAACGAGCGUCGUCUCUUGCUCCAAACCAAACCAAACCAAACAGCUGUUAGUCUGAGCUGUGAGGGAUUAACAACGUUACAUAAGAGGAAAUGAAAGCGGGCAUGUUGUGUUCAGUCCCGACCCGCGCUCGGCCUCUUCCAGUCCAGACUCCUCUCUGGCUGAGUGCUGAGUGUGUGUCAGAACAAAGCGCUGGCUUCAGCACAGAGAUGAUGUGGGUCCGUCGGUGCCAGACGGUCCCGACAGCUCCAUCCAAUCUAACAGAACCCCACUUCCUGUUCCUGCUUCGUUGGCCUGAAGGUCCGGAGACAGGAAUACGCCUUGGUUCUGCUCCGCCCCAUUGGACGAGGGACACCAGCCAGGUCCGGUUGGGUCGGUACUGAUGAGGUCACGGUGUGUGGGGACCUUCAGCCAUAUGUUGCAUAAAGCAGUGAAAGUCCUAAUCCUCGCUGCAGCAUUAUGCAACGACGCAGUUCUGCCCAGUUUGAGCAAAGCCUCAAAAGGUUCUGUUCGCUCUGUGCAGCUUCUUAUUAUCUGAUAUUGACAAACUCACACAGUCUUUUAUUUUCAUUUGCUUCCAUCUCUUUAUUUUACCACUCUGAGGCUUCGUCUGAGCCGCAGUAAUCCAGCAUUAGUGGCUUUAGGAUGAGGUUGUGUCAUCGCAUCCACCUGCAGAACAAUCAAUGCACCAUGUGAUGUGAAGCAUCUGUUCUCCUCAGUUCAAUGAAUAGAAGCAGAUGCAGCACAGCAUCAACGUCUUCGUAGCAUGUUCGUGUUCACACAUUCUCAAAUGUUUUUUAUUGCAGGUCUGAAUAUUUAUCAUUCUAGUUCGAGACAUUUCAAAUGUGAGCUUGCCUCAGUUGUCGCUGUCUGUGGUGCUGAUUCUGGAUCCUCCACGGACUCUCCUCGUGGGGGGGGGAGGGGCGACAGGGAAUCCCUGCAAGCGCUUACAAAUAUCGCGUUGCUGCCGCCGCUGCGUCCAGUUUCACAUCAAGUUCAGGCGGAGCAGCGGCGACUGGAUGACUGAACCCGUACAGACCCAACGACGUGGUUCUGGAGAUGAGCCCGAGUGGGGCUCACGCGGAUGCUAACGGGACCGGACAGGCUCUUUCUUCCGAGGAGCAGCAGCGCGUGAACUGAUCGUGAACCGCGCGUCGAGCGCUUCGUCCUCUGGAACCGGAGGUGCAGAGGAGCUCGCUUCUUCCGGACUCGGUGAGGGCAGACUCGGUUCGGGCCUGUGCUCGCUCGACCCGAUGUCAGGGAUGCUCCGAGCGCAGCCCGCGGCGUCGCCAGCAUGACGGCGGAGACGCGGGUCCGAGGUGAGAGAGAACCGCUUCACGGGAGUGUUUUUCCGGGGACUUCGACGUGACGCCGGGCUCCCUCUGCGCCGGGACGCUGCUCAGGACGCGCACCAACACGGGCCCGGAGGUCGUGGAGUGAGCCCCCCCCCCGCUGGGAGCCCAGCCCCGCCCGCCCCGCAUCGCGCCAUGGACGACUCGGGCAUCAUCCGGCGCCGGAGGCUGCAGAAGGAUCUUCCACUGCCUCGUAAAAGCAGCAGCUGUCGUACAAGCAACAGGAAGAGUCUGAUUCUGAGCAGCACCUCCCCCACGCUGCCUCGCCCACACUCCCCCCUGCCCCUCCCCGGACACCUCGGAAGCAGCCCUCUGGACAGCCCACGAAACUUCUCCCCCAGUAACCCAGCACACUUCUCCUUCGCAUCCUCCAGAAGAGCGGACGGGCGCCGCUGGUCUCUGGCUUCGCUGCCGUCGUCUGGAUAUGGAACCAACACUCCCAGCUCCACGUCGUCCAGCUCCUCUCAGGAGCGCCUGCACCAGCUGCCCUUCCAGCCCACCGUGGACGAGCUCCACUUCUUGUCCAAGCACUUCGGCAGCCCUGAGAGCAUCACGGACGACGACGGCGGCCGAAGCUCCCCCCACAUGCGGCCGCGCUCCCGCAGCCUCAGCCCCGGACGCUCCUCCGCCUGCUACGACAACGAGAUAGUCAUGAUGAACCAUGUGUAUAAGGAGCGAUUUCCAAAGGCCACGGCGCAGAUGGAGGAGAAGCUGGCCGACUUCAUCCAGGCCUACUCUCCUGAGAGCGUCCUGCCGCUGGCCGACGGCGUGCUCAGCUUCAUCCACCACCAGAUAGCAGAGCUGUCCAGAGACUGCCUGGCCAAAGCCCGCGACGGCCUCAUCACCUCUGUCUACUUCUUUGAGCUGCAGGAGAACCUGGAGAAGCUGCUCCGGGAGGCCUUCGAGCGCUCAGAGAGCACUGAGGUGGCCUUUGUCACAGAGCUGGUGAAGAGGCUGCUCAUCAUCAUCUCCCGACCUGCCAGACUUCUGGAGUGUCUGGAGUUUAACCCUGAGGAGUUUUACCAUCUGCUGGAGGCGGCGGAGGACCACGCCAAGGAGGGACAUCUGGUCAAAACAGACAUUCCUCGUUACAUCAUCAGCCAGCUGGGGCUGACCAGGGACCCCAUCGAAGAGAUGGUGAACAUCGACAGCUGCGACAGCGAGGCGCUGACGCCAGAAACAGACGACUCCACAGAGGGUAAGAUUCGAGCCAUCAAACCUCCAGGAGAAGCAGACUUUCAGACCAUCAAGCUGAUCAGUAAUGGAGCCUACGGAGCCGUGUACCUGGUGCGUCACCUAGAGACACGACAGCGUUUCGCCAUGAAGAAGAUCAACAAGCAGAACCUGACCCUGAGGAACCAGAUCCAGCAGGCCUUCGUGGAACGAGACAUCCUCACCUUCGCAGAGAACCCGUUCGUGGUCUCCAUGUUCUGCUCCUUCGAGACGCGCCGUCACCUCUGCAUGGUCCUGGAGUACGUGGAAGGUGGGGACUGUGCCACGCUGCUGAAGAACAUCGGGCCGCUGCCGGUGGAGAUGGCUCGUCUGUACUUCGCUGAGACGGUCCUGGCUCUGGAGUACUUACACAACUACGGCAUCGUGCACCGCGACCUCAAGCCUGACAACCUCCUGAUUACCUCCAUGGGCCACAUCAAGCUGACCGACUUCGGCCUGUCUAAGAUGGGCCUGAUGAGUCUGACCACCAACCUGUACGAAGGACACAUAGAGAAGGACACUCGGGAGUUCUUGGAUAAACAGGUGUGUGGGACUCCAGAGUACAUUGCUCCAGAGGUGAUUCUGCGUCAGGGCUAUGGGAAGCCUGUGGACUGGUGGGCGAUGGGCAUCAUCCUCUACGAGUUCCUGGUGGGCUGUGUUCCGUUCUUUGGAGACACUCCAGAGGAGCUCUUCGGGCAGGUGAUCACAGACGACAUCGUUUGGCCAGAAGGAGACGAAGCUCUGCCCAUUGAUGCCCAGCACCUGAUCUCCUUGCUGCUGCAGACCAACCCACUGGUCCGACUGGGCACAGGGGGUGCCUUUGAAGUGAAGCAGCACGCCUUCUUCACAGAGGUGGACUGGAACAGCCUGCUGAGACAGAAGGCAGAGUUCAUCCCUCACCUGGAGUCAGAGGAAGACACCAGUUAUUUUGACAGUCGAUCCGAGCGCUACCAUCACGUGAACUCAUACGACGAGGACGAUACCAACGAUGACGAGCCCGUGGAGAUUCAUCGCUUCUCAUCCUGCUCCCCUCGCUUUAGCAAGGUGUACAGCAGCAUGGAGCAUCUGUCCCAGCUGGAGCAUAAGCCUCACACCGUGACUCUGCGGGAGCACAAGGUCCCCAGGGAGGACCGGGUGGCCAAGAGAGAAAGCCUGGGAAGCGUCACCCUCAGAGACAAGACCUGGAGGACCGGAUCACCUGAGAUGAAGCGUUUGUCCUGCUCCGAGUCUUCCUUCACUGAGAGCGAUUCCAGCCCGCCAUCCGGGACCCGCAGACGCUUCUCAGCCCUCAUGGAAACUCACCGCUUGGCCUCGCCGCUGGACGCCGACUCUGAGCUGCCAGGAUCCAGCAGGCAGGCUCCAGUGAAGACAAGAGGGGCUUCGCUGGAAGGAGCCACGGGCCCCGGCUGUGCUGAUCAGAGAGCACAUCCCAAGGAGAGCAACGGCCUCACAGCUGGAGACAAGCUGCUGAGACCUGCUGAUGCCUCCUUGCCUCUUCCAGGCAGUGCUGCUGUUCUGGGGUUCCCCGACCCACACGGGCUCCGCGGGGCCACCACGGACCUGGUGCUGAGGAGGGUUCGCCACCAGCAGCUCACCGCUGAAGGAGAGAGACGCGGCUCACGGCCCGGAGGCAAAGUCAUUAAAUCGGCCUCUGCUACGGCGCUGUCCGUCAUGAUUCCUGCAGUGGAGCAGCAUGGUGCCUCCCCUCUGGCGAGCCCCAUGUCUCCUCGCUCCCUCUCGUCCAACCCGUCCUCACGUGACUCCUCCCCCAGCCGAGACUACUCCCCCGUGGUCAACGUCCAGCAGUCGCCCAUCACCAUCCACCGCUCUGGGAAGAAGUACGGCUUCACGCUGCGAGCCAUCAGGGUCUACAUGGGAGACAGUGACGUCUACAGCGUGCACCACAUGGUCUGGCACGUGGAGGACGGAGGUCCGGCCCAUGAGGCCGGACUCGCUGCUGGAGACCUCAUCACUCAUGUGAACGGGGAGUCGGUCCACGGUCUGGUCCAUACAGAGGUGGUGGAGCUGAUUCUGAAGAGCGGGAACAAGGUGACAGUCACCACUACGCCCUUUGAGAACACCUCCAUCAAACUCGGUCCAGCCCGCAAGUCCAGCUACAAGUCCAAGAUGGCACGACGCAGCAAGAGGACUGGACCCAAGGAGGGGCAGGAUAAGAAACGCAGCUCGCUGUUCAGGAAAAUCACCAAACAGUCCAACCUGCUCCACACCAGCCGGAGCCUGUCCUCGCUGAACCGCUCCCUGUCGUCCGGCGACAGCCUUCCGGGCUCCCCCACCCACAGCCUGUCGGCCCGCUCGCCCACUCAGACCUACCGCACGGCGCUGGAGUCCCCUUAUCUGGGCACCUCCUCCCAGAGCAGCUCCCCAGCGUCCAGCACCCCCAACUCCCCAGCGGCCUCGCACCACAUGAGGCCCAGCUCCCUGCAUGGCCUGUCUCCCAAGCUGCACCGCCAGUACCGCUCCGCACGCUGCAAGUCAGCCGGCAACAUCCCCCUGUCGCCGCUGGCCCACACUCCGUCCCCCACCACCUCCUCGCCUCCACCUCUCAGCGGUCACACGGUCGGGAGCUCUAACACCACGCAGACGUUCCCCGCCAAGCUGCACUCCUCGCCCCCCGUCGCCCGCCCGCGCCCCAAGAGCGCCGAGCCGCCCAGGUCCCCGCUGCUGCAGCGGGUGCAGUCGGCGGAGAAGCUGGGAGCGCCCGUUCUGCCCUCCUCUUCCUCCUCUUCCUCCUCACCUUCUCCCCUGGGCGUGUCGUUGCGCAAGCACAGCCUGGAGGUGACGCACGGCGACUACAGGAGAGAGUCCUUUCACUGUGAGCACAGCCUGCAGAGCCUCCUGGAGAUAGAGGGAGAGAACGGACCUGUCCCGCCUUCGCCUUCAUCGUCUUCCUCUCCGUCUCCUCCAAUGGGAGGGGAGGUCGGAGGCCUGAAGCCUGCGAGGAAGCUGGGGAGGCAGGAGUCGCCUCUCAGCCGCGACACGCUGCUCACAGCAAGAGACAAAGAGCUGCAGGGUGAAGCUGAAACAGCUCCUGGCUCUAGUAAGACGUUCUCCAGUGCUGCAGUGGAGGAGCCUGGUCCAGCACUGGUUUCCUCCGCCACAGAGACCAAACCCAGUCCCGGGGAUGCCAUCGCCCCCAAAUCCGAGCCAGCGGCCUCCAAGAGCUCAGCAACAGGCUCCGCAAAGGGGCCAGAACAAGCAGAGAGGAACCAGCAGAGUCCUCAAGAGAGAGGUGAGGACAAAGUGAAAGGCUCUGCAGAUGCAGACAAGGCUAACCUGCCGAAAGCGUCGUCCAAGGUGCGUAAAGCCCCAGAGACGGCGGAGAAAGACUCGAGUGGCAGCGAAAAAGCAAUGGAGACCAGCAAAGCCAAAGGACCCACCUCCCUGGGUCCCACCCAGGUUCAGACCCACACGCUUCCUGCUUCCAGAUCCAAAGCAGAGAAAGCAACAAGCCUGCGCCGUGGGUCCAAGGAGGACAAGGCACACCUGGAGGUCCUGGAGGAGAACCCAACCUCGCCCUCCUCCAAGUCUCGUUCCAUGUCUCCGGGUGACAAGUCCAGCUUCGUCACCCAGCUCACCAGUGUGGCCAAAACGGUGCUGGGGCCGAUAAAAGGGGCAUCACAGGAGGGGCCCCGGUCCAAAGAUGCCUCCAAAGCCAGUGAGCGCAGCCACUCAGGAGGAAAAGCAGAGUCUUUGAACGGUUUGGGACGUCUGGGGGGGGGGACGGCAGCAAGCACUCAGUCCGAUAAAGGAACCGCUCGGGGCAAGCAUCAUUCAUGAUAUAAGCGCUUCAGAUAGAGCCGGACUCUCCCGUGGAAAGUCUUCUACUAGCAUCACUCUGACAUAUCAUGAGUCCAAGAGACGAACACACGAUCAAAGGUGGACACAGAUUCAGCUUCAGGUCUGGCAUCAAAAUGUGUCUGUUGUACAUAGUUAAAGUGUAUGUCUUAAUGCAUGUCUACCACCAAACGUGGAAAAUCCAAGAGUUGUUAAAAGGAGCAGGACCUCACGGUAGUGAACACUGUGACAGCAACAAACGGGCAUUAGCACGGAGCAUAAAGCGUUUCCUUAACGUCCAGUCAGGUCAGUGUCAGGUCAGGAGUCACCAUAACUGGAACUGGACCAAACCACCAAAAAGCUUGAAUCACUUGGGUCAGAACUGUUGAAGGGCUGAGUUCAGUGUGAGCGAAGGUUGAACUUGCACUGGGACAUUAUGAAAUAUUUAGCCGUCCCCAAUAAACGUUUACAUUGUGGUGUGGACAGGAAGACGACCUGAGUCUCCAGUGGGCAGCGUGCAGGUUCUCCCUGUUUGGUGAAGUCGGACCAGCGGUUCCCAAACUGCAAAGCUUCAAUUCAGCAAGUCCUGUUGGCAACAUAAAAAACACACUAAACUUGUGUUGUGUUACUAUUAGUGAGGAUUAAGCAGUUACAAACUCAAUCACUUCAAAUCAAACAUAAAGGAGAAAAUGUGCAGAGUUUCUCUAAAGUCCCACGUAAACGUGUGUCAGGUCCUGUUUGAGUCACGAGCUGAAAACAUCAGCGUUCAGUUCACGCGUCUUUGACUUUACUGUGCUUUGUUUCCGACUUGAAGCACUUUGCCUCCAUCUGAUCUAACCUGCUGCUCUGUCCUCAGACCUGCUCACAGGAACCUGCAGGCUGGGAACCGCUGCUGCCCAGAACCAUAGGGGCAGAAAAGGCUCCUCCAUCCAUUCUGUUCUGUGUGUACGUACAGUGUAUUGUUGUGUGUGUGUGUGUGUGUGUGUGUGUGUGUGUGUGUGUGUGUGUGUGUGUGUGUGUGUGUGUGUGUGUGUGUGUGUGUGUGUGUGUGUGUGUGUGUGUGUGUGUGUGUGUGUGUGUGUGUGUGUGUGUGUGUGUGUGUGUGAAGUACACGUCAUGCUUUUAUUUAAACAGACUUUGUUUUGUAGUAGUACCUAAAUGUAACAUAAUAUGCAAUCCAUCAGUGCCCAGAUCCACGACCCUAAGCGCUGUCAGCCCGGAGCAGAUGUGCUGAGUGUCCUAGUGCUGGUUUCCAGGCUCAGAUCUGAGACCCGAGGAGGAGAGAUAAGUAGCGUAGCGUUAAUAAGACGACAGGCGUUGCUGCCUGUGCUCGUUUCCUUCCAUAAGUUAGAAAUCAGACGUGUAACUGUUCUGUUGUUUGGACUGUAGACUCUAGGAGUUUGUGUGUAUUGUGGGAAAAUUGCACUUUAAUUUGUGUCAAAUACUUUUAUUACUAUUACUAUUUAUUUGACGAUUUUUUUAUGUGUUGUAUUCAUUACAGUUUUCUAUUUAUUCCAUGUUUGGGCAUCGCCUUUUUAUUCAGGUCCAUGCUGUCGUUCCUGGAGGUUUAAUGUUGUGUCACGUCCUUGUUUGACUUUUUUAUAACAACUGUCUGACUGUUGUUGUUUGUGCUGUUGAUCCAUAUUUACCAAACACUGUUGUGACAAACCAAUGCAAAAAAGCCUAGAGUACAGAAAUGUAAUAAAACACAGAGAACCCC
This is a messenger RNA of Betta splendens (Siamese fighting fish), 8452 nucleotides long. Its product is annotated as microtubule-associated serine/threonine-protein kinase 1-like. NCBI's taxonomy places the organism in Eukaryota, Metazoa, Chordata, Actinopteri, Anabantiformes, Osphronemidae. Gene Ontology annotation, molecular function: protein serine/threonine kinase activity; protein binding; ATP binding. Gene Ontology annotation, biological process: intracellular signal transduction; peptidyl-serine phosphorylation. Bases 1861 to 6735 code for a protein of 1624 amino acids. The transcript has 27 exons. The record is from RefSeq and is a predicted model, not a curated record.